AUGAAGCUGAAUAUGACGUUCAGUUUCAGACGUGAGUUUCGUCUGAGUGAUUUUGACAUUGGUCGACCACUCGGCAAGGGCAAAUUUGGCAACGUCUAUUUGGCCCGUGUUAAAGAAAAGAAGUUCAUCGUGGCGCUAAAAGUUCUUUUUAAAUCGCAACUCGUCCACAAUAACGUUGAACAUCAAUUGCGGCGUGAAAUUGAAAUUCAGGCGCAUUUGAGGCAUCCUAACAUUCUCCGAAUGUACAAUUAUUUCUGUGAUGAGAAACGCAUCUACCUGAUAUUGGAAUAUGCAGCUGGCGGUGAACUCUACAAAAAGCUACAGGAAUGUGGACAUUUCGAUGAUGAACGCACGGCUAAGUAUUGCCACGAGAAGAGGGUUAUCCACCGCGAUAUUAAGCCCGAAAAUUUGCUUCUGGGCUUUUAUGGCGAGCUGAAAAUAGCCGAUUUUGGUUGGAGUGUCCAUGCACCAAAUUCCAAACGGACAACAAUGUGUGGCACGCUGGACUAUCUACCACCGGAAAUGGUGGAUUUAUGGUCGCUGGGAGUGUUGUGCUACGAAUUAUUGGUGGGGAAACCGCCGUUCGAAUGUAAAGACCCCAAGGAUACCUAUUCGCUUAUCACCGGCGCCAAGUAUAAAUUUCCAGACAACGUUAGUGCAGGUGCCAGAGAUCUAAUCAGUAAGUUACUUGUAAAAGAUCCGGCUGAUCGUCUUUCGCUGGCCGAUGUCCUGGAACAUCCUUGGAUUAGGCAAUACUUACUUGUAAAAGACCCGGCUGAUCGUCUUUCGCUGGCCGAUGUCCUGGAACAUCCUUGGAUUCGGCAGUACGUCGACACAUCCACCAGUGAAUUGUCAUUUGCUGUCUAA
Messenger RNA from Gongylonema pulchrum, 867 nucleotides. Lineage: Eukaryota; Metazoa; Nematoda; Chromadorea; Rhabditida; Gongylonematidae. The record is from the annotation of a GenBank genome assembly.